UUGACAUCAGGAGCGAAAGGAUUCGGCUACAAGGGUAGCAAGUUCCACCGUGUCAUCAAGGAAUUCAUGAUUCAAGGUGGAGACUUUACUCGAGGAGAUGGUACUGGAGGAAAGAGCAUCUAUGGUGACAAAUUCCCCGAUGAGAACUUCAAGCUAAAACACUACGGCCCUGGAUGGGUCAGCAUGGCCAAUGCUGGAAAGGAUACAAACGGAUCACAGUUCUUCAUAACCACUGUCAAGACACCUUGGCUGGAUGGCAAGCAUGUGGUGUUCGGAAAAAUCAUAGAAGGAAUGGACGUCGUGAAAAAGAUCGAGAACACCAAGACGGAUGGUAGAGACAAGCCCUUGAAGGAUGUCAUUGUGGCGGACUGCCGGGUGAUUGUUGUGGAGAAGCCCUAUGCCAUUGCAAAGGAGUAG
This is a messenger RNA of Ailuropoda melanoleuca (giant panda), 417 nucleotides long. Its product is annotated as peptidyl-prolyl cis-trans isomerase B-like. Gene Ontology annotation, biological process: protein folding; protein peptidyl-prolyl isomerization. Gene Ontology annotation, molecular function: peptidyl-prolyl cis-trans isomerase activity; cyclosporin A binding. The record is from RefSeq and is a predicted model, not a curated record. Gene Ontology annotation, cellular component: cytoplasm; intracellular membrane-bounded organelle. The transcript has a single exon. Lineage: Eukaryota; Metazoa; Chordata; Mammalia; Carnivora; Ursidae. The annotation marks the transcript as partial.